Messenger RNA from Conger conger (European conger), 1522 nucleotides. RefSeq names its product MORC family CW-type zinc finger protein 3-like. Gene Ontology annotation, molecular function: ATP hydrolysis activity. Lineage: Eukaryota; Metazoa; Chordata; Actinopteri; Anguilliformes; Congridae. Gene Ontology annotation, cellular component: nucleus; PML body. The record is from RefSeq and is a predicted model, not a curated record.
UGAAAAUGGCAUGGCAACGUGAUGGAAAUAUACCCCUAAGCGCGCUCAACCAACAAUAUUUACAAGCCAAUUCCACCAGCCACACCUGGCCUUUUGGGGCAUUUGCUGAGCUAAUCGACAAUGCCUACGACCCAGACGUCAAUGCCAAACAGCAAUGGAUCGACUCGACUCAGAUACGGACAAUGGACUGCCUGAUCUUCAGUGACAAUGGGGCUGGUCUGGACUAUAACAACAUGCUCAAGAUGAUGAGUUUUGGCUACAGUAACAAGAAGACAAUUAAGCUCCUGUCUCAGACGUACCUGAAAGCCAUUCAGGCUCAGCAUAUUGUGGUGCCCAUCAUCUGCUAUCAUCGUGAUAGCCUGGAAGCUAUUCUGAAACACUCACUGUUUGGAACAGAGGAGGAGCUACUGCAGGAGUUGCAGGCCAUCAAUACCACCAAUUCCUCCACAGGAACCAGGAUCAUCACAUGGAACCUACGCAGGUUCAGAAGGGAGAUGGAGUUUGAUUUCGAAAAGGACCGGUACGACAUACAGAUCCGACGUGUGGAUUUGGGUAAUGAUAACAACCAUCAGGACCCCAACAAGGUCUCCGAACCAGAGAGCCAAUACUCCCUGCGUGCAUACUGCAGCAUUCUGUACCUGAAGCCCCGAAUGCAGAUCAUCAUCAGGGGACAGAAGGUGCGGACUCAGCUGGUCUCCAAAAGUCUGGCUCUCACCUGCAAGGACCGAUAUACGCCACAAUUUCUGAAGAAGAAUAUCAACAUUACCUUUGGGUACAACACCAGAAACAAGGAGAAUUGUGGUGUAAUGAUGUACUACAAAAAUCGACUGAUACGAGCGUAUGAGCGUGUUGGCUGCCAGCGCAAGGCCACACCGAAGGCUAUGGGAGUUAUCGGCAUUAUAGAGUGCGACUUCCUCGCACCAACACACAACAAGCAGGACUUUGAUGCCACAGAGGAGUACAGGAAAGUAAAACAGAAGCUGGGGGAGAAUCUGGAGGAAUACUGGUGUGAAAUACGCUACAUAAAAUCGAAAAAGGAUCCAAGCUGCGACUUGGCAAUAGAGGACACCGAGCUCAUCAGCUCAUCAGACUCAUCAGCAUUUAAGGAAAGCAUUCCUUUUUUCAACUUCAGAUCAACAUUGCUACUGCCGUGUAUAAGGUUUCUGUCACACAAACACCGGAAUGGCUUCCCAUGGCUUUUUUUAAACAUAUAGGUCACAUACAGUAUAAGUAGAUACAGUAACAGAUACUCAAGCAAACAAACAGUUAAAAUAAAGCAGCUUUAAUUUAAGGGGUUUUGCAUCCAUAUUAGGUGAACAGUAUAGGAAUUGUAGCCAUGAAAAGAGCUCACAAAACAAGCAGUACAGGCCUGUAUAAAAAAGGCUGUAAUUCCUACAUGGUUCACACAAUAUGGACCCCUAAAUCUGAAAGUCUUUCAGCACACAUGAUUGUUUUAUUUCAACUGAGUAUAGAGCGAACACAACAAAUGCCCAAAUACUUACGGUCUGCACUGUAUAUGUGU